Molecule: messenger RNA, 2889 nt
Organism: Octodon degus (degu)
Lineage: Eukaryota; Metazoa; Chordata; Mammalia; Rodentia; Octodontidae
Product: zinc finger protein 14-like
Exons: 4
Coding region: 115-2487 (790 amino acids)
Biological process (GO): regulation of DNA-templated transcription
Molecular function (GO): RNA polymerase II cis-regulatory region sequence-specific DNA binding; DNA-binding transcription factor activity, RNA polymerase II-specific
Source: RefSeq, a predicted model, not a curated record
CAGUGCAUCCUGACUUCUUUGCUGAGAGCCCCUUCCUAACUAGAGCGCACGUUGAGCGCUUCUGCUGGCGGCAACCUGCAUUCGUAGGAUUCUGGAAGAUUUUCACGCCACACAAUGGAGGCAGUGACCAUGGAGGAUGUAACAGUGACCUUCACCAAGGAAGAGUGGGCUGUGCUGAAUCCAGCCCAGAAGAAGCUCUACAGAGAAGUGAUGUGGGAAACACUUAGGAAUAUAAAUGCUGUAGGAAGGACUUGGUCCAACCAGAAAAUGGAAGAAGAAUACCAAAAUUGCUCAAGAAAUCUAAGAAUGGAAGAGAGAGCAAAAUGUUACCAAUAUAAAACAUGUAACCAACAUGAAAAUGUAUUCCUUCAGACUUCAGAUACUAAUGUGGACAUAAGACAGGCUGCAUUAAAGACAGCUGGAAGUCUUCUUUGUAGAGAGCCCCUGAUGAGGCACCUACCGUUAAAUGAUCUCAUCUUACCUCACCCAGGAGAAAAGCCACAUAAACAGGGGGAAACCUGCAGUGCUUUCCAGGCCUUUCGGAAGCAUGCAAGGACAAUGACUCAAGAGAAACCCUCUCAAUAUGAACAAUGUGGGAAAACAUCCCCUGAACUCAGUGAAAUAACUCACCUUGGAGAGAAGAUGAUUGUUGGCCAGAAAAAUGUGAAAGACUCUAAGACCCCCAGCAGUUUUCAAAUCCAUGAGAAAAAUCAUACUGGAAAGAAAUCAAAUGUAUUCAAACAAUAUGGAAAAGCCCUCAACACUCAAACUUGUAAAAUUCUGGAAAGGAUUCACAUGGAGGAGAAGCCCUAUGACAGUAAGCAAUGUGGAAAAGCAUUCCAUACACACAGUUCCUGUCAAAGACAUGAAAGAAAUCACACUGGGAUGAAACCCUAUAUACAUAAGCAAAGAGGGAAGUUGUUCAGCAGAUACACUCAAUAUCAGAGACAUGAAAGUACUAGUAAAGGAGAGAAACCUUAUGUAUGUAAACAAUGUGGGAAAGCUUUUACCAGACACAGUUAUUGCAAAAUACAUGAAAGAAAUCACACGCGGGAGAAACCUUAUGUGUGCAAACACUGUGGCAAGGCAUUUACUACAAAGACUUAUUCUAACAUACAUGAAAAAAUUCACACAGGGGAGAAAACUUAUGUAUGCAAACACUGUGGGAAGGCAUUCCUUACACACCAAUCUUGUCAGGUGCAUGAAAGAACUCAUACUGGGGAGAAACCUUAUGUGUGCAAGCAGUGUGGGAAAGCAUUCACUACACAUCAGUCUUGUCAAGUACAUGAAAAUACACACACUGGGGAGAAACCUUUCUUGUGCAAACAAUGUGGAAAGUCAUUCAUUACACUCCAAUCUUGUAAGAUACAUGAAAGAACUCACACUGGGAUGAAACCUUACAUGUGCAAGCAAUGUGGGAAAGCAUUCACUACAAAAACUUAUUGUCAUAUACAUGAAAAAAAUCACACCGGAGAGAAAACUUACAUCUGCAAACACUGUGGGAAGGCAUUCACUACACACCAAUCUUGUCAAAUACAUGAAAGAACUCACACUGGGGAGAAACCUUAUGUGUGCAAGCAGUGUGGUAAGGCUUUCAAUACACAUCAAUCCUGUCGAGUACAUGAAAGUACACACACUGGAAAGAAGCCUUAUGUGUGCAAGCAAUGUGGAAAGGCAUUCAGCACACACCAGUCUUGUCAAAUACAUGAAAGAACUCACACUGGGGAGAAGCCUUAUGUGUGCAAGCAAUGCGGGAAGGCAUUCAAUGCAUAUCAGUCUUGUCAGAGACAUAUAAGAAUUCACACUGGAAAGAAACCUUAUGGAUGCAAGCUAUGUGGGAAGGCAUUCACUACAAAUAAAUCUUGUCAAGAACAUGAAAGUACACACACAGGAAAGAAGCCUUAUAUGUGCAAGCAAUGUGGAAAAGCAUUCACUCAAAGGGGUAAUUAUAAAAGGCAUGAACGAACUCACACUGGGGAGAAACCUUAUGUGUGCAAGCAGUGUGGAAGGGCAUUCGCUACACGGCAUUAUUGUCAAAUUCAUGAAAGGACUCACACUGGGGAGAAACCUUAUGCAUGCAAGCAGUGUGGGAAGGCAUUCACUACACACCAAUCUUGUCAAAUACAUGAAAGUAUACACACUGGAAUGAAGCAUUAUGUUUGCAAGGAAUGUGGCAAAGCAUUCACUGAAAGGAGUAAUUAUAAAAGACAUGAAAGAAGUCACACUGGAGAGAAACCUUAUGUGUGCAAGCACUGUGGUAAGGCAUUUACUAUACGUCAAAAUUGUCAAAAGCAUGAAAGAACUCACUCUAGGGAGAAACCUUAUGCAUGCAAUCAAUGUGGAAAAACAUUCACGACAAAGAGUUAUUAUAAAAGACAUGAAACAAGUCACACUGGAGAGAAACCUUAUGCGUGCAAGAAGUGUGGGAAGACUUUCAUUACACACCAGUCUUGUCAGGUACAUGAAAGAAGACACACUGGGGAAUAGGUGUGUAAACUGUGGAAAAAAGACAUUUACUACACAGCAGUUAUGUGAAAAUCAUGAAAGAACUCACAUGGGAGAAACCUUAGGCAGGUAACCAAAGCAGAAAAAUAUUCACUAUAAGUUGUUAUAAAAUACAUGAUAAAAGUAACAGAAUAGAAAUCUGUGUGUAACCAAUAUGGAAAGGCAUCAAUGUUGUUAGGAAACAAAUCACACAAGGGAGAAAUCUUACUGCGCCAGCAGUGUGGGAAGUUAUUUACUACUAAGAAUUCUUAUAUAUGGAAAAAAUUCACAAGGGAGAAAGCAUAUUCAUGUGAGCCAUGUGGAAAAAGAUUUGCUAGUAAGUCCUCAUUUUAUUGUAUUUUAUUUUAUUUGCAGUACCAGGAAUUGAACUCAGGACCCUGUGCU